Hevea brasiliensis (rubber tree) is the source of this 1463-nucleotide messenger RNA. RefSeq lists its product as uncharacterized. The transcript is spliced from 11 exons. The record is from RefSeq and is a predicted model, not a curated record. Bases 83 to 1150 code for a protein of 355 amino acids. Lineage: Eukaryota; Viridiplantae; Streptophyta; Magnoliopsida; Malpighiales; Euphorbiaceae.
CUUGUUUGUUGAGAGAAACGGCUCCGACUUAGCUGCAGAGAUCGACACUGUUGGAUUCAAUUUUCUUUAGUAGAAAGGAAAAAUGAUGUCUCCAAAGCAAACGAGUGAAGAUCGAGGAUCUCCUCAUUUCAGGCACACUCCUUUGCAGAUAAUCCAUAUUAUUGGAAACUUAUUGAGAAUAUGGUCAGUUUAUUCCAUGUAUCGCUACUUGUCUCAGACUGGAGCUUCAGUUGUACUUUUUAUCUUCAGUUGUCUAGUUCCAUCAUCCAUCCUGUUUUUGGCUUUGCAAAAGCCUUGGAAAGGGAGACCACUCUCUAAUCAACAGGUAGUGCCAUCUAUCAUAAAUGGUGCCAUAACAGCUCUAUACUUCAUCUUGUGGGGAAAGGGCCUUAAGUCAUGUGGACCACUUAGAGCUAUAUUGGCGGAGUAUUCUGGCGCUGUCCUUGGAGUGUUAUCUGCUACAUUAUAUGGUCGGAGAAGCCAUCUCUGGAAAAAGGUGGGUGGGCUCGUUGCAAUGUGGGCAGCUUUCUACUUCUUAUCUCAAGGGUGGGCAAUGGCCACAUAUUCACCUUUUUCAUUCAAAGAUACUGUUGAUACUGAGGAUCACACAGAAGAAGUUUUGAGUAUGACAGCAAUGACAAUUCCAAUCCUUGCUGGAAUAUUAUCAGCUUUAAGAAGGGUGAUUGCACGGCGUGUUUCACUCAAGAAUCAACUUAAAAGGAGGCUUCAUGCCAUAACCAUUACUGCUGCAACGUGUUUCCUGUUUCCAGUGGCCAUGUGGGACUUCAUCAUUGGAUCAACUUCUGAUAGCAGCAUAGAGUUGCCGUUUUCAGCUUGGGCAUUUCUGAGCACUAUUCUUUUUGGAGUUAUCUUGAUAUUUUACGUCGACAGCAUUGCAGAGGAGAGAUUGCACAUGGUUUUCUCUUCUCCAAGGCACUUAAUGGUAGCUGGAGGAUGCAUUAUUAUCAUGGAGAUCAUCUAUAAAAUGGACUUUUCUCUACCAGGAUUCAUUAUUUGCUCGUUAAUUUUGGGAUUUGGCAUUUAUGCGGCAACCUCGUUGGAACGAAGUAAAAAGGGUUCUAUUCAGCAUUCAGAUCCUUCAAAUGGCAUGUUGGAAGAACAAUUAGAAACGUCCUCACUUCCAACUUGAAGUGUGCAAUGUUUCUCUUUCAAAGUUGUCGCAACUACAGAACACCAUGAGCAUCCCAGUCCCGUCAGUAAAUUGUUUCCAUUUUUAUAUGAUUAUCUCCAUUUCCUGAGGCAAAUGAAGGAUUCAAUUGAAUAUCGGGGAAAACUGACAAGUCUAGUUGGCAUCUCUCACAUGCAUGAUUCUCAUUGAUGGCUGAUUGCUUUUUGUAUUGAAAUGUAUAUAGAUCCAGUAAAUGCGUUUGAAGCGCUCAUUUUUUUCUCAUCAGUUGUAGCUUUGAUGUUAAUAAACUUACCAAAACCAUUUUAUUCUUCUC